GCGCCGCGGCUUGGGGGAGAGUUGAGCGCUUUUCCCCCCUCUUUUUUUUUCUUUUUUUUUUUUUUCUCCUCUUCUUCUUAAACAAACCACAAACGGAUGUGAGGGAAGGAAGGUGUUUCUUUUACUCCUGAGUCCAGACACCUCUCUCUGUUCCGUCUAAGCUUGUUUUGCUGAACACUUUUUUGAAAAAGGCAAAGAAAAGGAGUUGCUUGAUGUGAGAGUGAAAUGGACGUAAGAUUUUAUCCACCUCCAGCCCAGCCCGCCGCUGCGCCCGACGCUCCCUGUCUGGGACCUUCUCCCUGCCUGGACCCCUACUAUUGCAACAAGUUUGACGGUGAGAACAUGUAUAUGAGCAUGACAGAGCCGAGCCAGGACUAUGUGCCAGCCAGCCAGUCCUAUCCUGGCCCAAGCCUGGAAAGCGAAGACUUUAACAUUCCACCUAUCACUCCUCCUUCCCUCCCCGACCACUCGCUGGUGCACCUGAAUGAGGUCGAACCUGGUUACCACUCUCUGUGUCACCCAAUGAACCAUAACGGCCUGCUACCGUUUCAUCCACAAAACAUGGACCUACCUGAAAUCACCGUCUCCAAUAUGCUGGGACAGGACGGAGCACUGCUUCCCAACCCCAUUUCUGUGAUGCAAGAUAUACGGAACCCAGAAGGAACUCAGUAUAGCUCCCAUCCUGCAAUGGCAACCAUGAGACCAAGGGGCCAGCCUGCAGACAUCAGGCAGCAGGCAGGAAUGAUGCAGCACGGCCAGCUGACCACCAUCAACCAGUCCCAGCUAAGCGCUCAGCUGGGCUUGAACAUGGCAGGAAGCAGUGUCCCCCACAGCUCACCUUCUCCUCCAGGAAGCAAGUCUGCCACUCCUUCACCAUCCAGUUCUGUACACGAAGAUGAAGGUGAUGAGACCUCUAAGAUCAAUGGUGGAGAGAAGCGACCUGCCUCUGAUAUGGGGAAAAAACCAAAAACCCCCAAAAAGAAGAAGAAGAAGGACCCUAAUGAGCCCCAGAAGCCUGUGUCUGCCUACGCAUUAUUCUUUCGUGAUACUCAGGCUGCCAUCAAGGGCCAAAAUCCAAAUGCUACCUUUGGUGAAGUCUCUAAAAUUGUGGCUUCGAUGUGGGAUGGUUUAGGAGAAGAGCAAAAACAGGUCUAUAAAAAGAAAACAGAGGCUGCAAAGAAGGAGUAUCUGAAGCAACUAGCAGCGUACAGAGCCAGCCUUGUAUCCAAGAGCUACAGCGAGCCUGUCGACGUGAAGACGUCUCAGCCUCCGCAGCUGAUCAAUUCCAAGCCACCAUCAGUGUUCCCUGGGCCCAGCCAGGCCCACUCAGCUCUGUACCUAAGCUCUCACUAUCACCAACAACCAGGAAUGAACCCCCACCUAACCGCCAUGCACCCCAGUCUCCCCAGGAGCAUAGCCCCCAAGGCCAAUAACCAAAUGCCAGUGACUGUCUCUAUAGCAAACAUGGCCGUGUCCCCUCCUCCCCCGCUCCAGAUCAGCCCGCCUCUGCACCAGCAUCUCAGCGUGCAGCAGCACCAGCCACUCAGCAUGCAGCAGCCCCUCGGGAGCCAGCUGCCCAUGCAGGUCCAGCCCGCCUUACACUCCCCCACCGUGCAGCAGGGAUUUAGUCUUCAACCUGACUACCAGACCAUAAUCAAUCCUACAUCUACAGCUGCACAAGUGGUCACCCAGGCCAUGGAGUAUGUGCGUUCUGGGUGCAGAAAUCCUCCUGCCCAGCCAGUGGACUGGAGUAACGACUACUGCAGUAGUGGGGGCAUGCAGAGGGACAAAGCACUGUACCUUACCUGAGAAUCUGAACACCUCUUCUUUCCACUGAGGAAUUCAGGGAAGUCUUUUCACCGUGGGUUACUUUGUACAGUCAAGGCAGUUCUCCAUUUUCUUAGAAAAAUACAAGUUGCUAAGCACUUAGGACCAUUUGAGCUUGUGGGUCACCCACUCUGGAAGAAAUAGUCAUGCUUCUUUAUUAUUUUUUUAAUCCUUUAUGGACAUUGUUUUUCUUCUUCCCUGAAGGCAAUCUGGACCAUUCAGAUUUUAUGUUGGUUUUUUGCUGUGAAGUGCUGCGCUAUAGUAACUGCCUUAGCAACUGUAGAUGUCUCGGAUAAAAGUCCUGGAUUUUCCAUUGGUUUUCAUAAUGGGUGUUUAUAUAAAACUACUAAAGACUUUUUAAAUGGCUUGAUGUAGCAGUCAUAGCAAGUUUGUAAAUAGCAUCUAUGUCACACUCUCCUAGAGUAUAAAAUGUGAAUGUUUUUGUAGCUAAAUUGUGAUUUGAAACUGGCUCAUUCCAGUUUAUUGAUUUCACAAUAGGGGUUAAAUUGGCAAACAUUCAUAUUUUUACUUCAUUUUUAAAACAACUGACUAAUAGUUCUAUAUUUUCAAAAUAUUUGGAAAAAAAAAAGUAUUCCCAAAUGAUUUUAAUUUAAAAACAAAUUGGCUUUGUCUCAUUGAUCAGACAAAAAGAAACUAGUAUGAAGGGAAGCGCAAACACGUUUAUUUUGUACUGCAGAAAAAUUGCUUUUUUGUAUCACUUUUUGUGUAAUGGUUAGUAAUUGUCAUUUAAGUCCUUUUAUGUAUAAAACUGCCAAAUGCUUACCUGGUAUUUUAUUAGAUGCAGAAACAGAUUGGAAACAGCUAAAUUAUAACCUUUACAUACAGCUCUGUAUUAUGGUUUCUUCAUACUGUGUCUGUAUUUAAUCUUUUUUUAUGGAAUCUGUUGCGCCUAUUUAUGAAAUAAUAAAUAUAGGUGUUUGUAAG
This is a messenger RNA of Phacochoerus africanus (Common warthog), 2772 nucleotides long. RefSeq names its product thymocyte selection associated high mobility group box (gene TOX). Gene Ontology annotation, molecular function: chromatin DNA binding. Gene Ontology annotation, cellular component: nucleus. Lineage: Eukaryota; Metazoa; Chordata; Mammalia; Artiodactyla; Suidae. The coding region runs from base 226 to 1809 and encodes 527 amino acids. Gene Ontology annotation, biological process: regulation of transcription by RNA polymerase II; leukocyte differentiation. The transcript is spliced from 9 exons. The record is from RefSeq and is a predicted model, not a curated record.